AUGACGAAUCUCGACCUUCUCCUUCUGAAAGGUCCGCCUGGUGGCGAUGUUUGCCGUGGUCUAGACGACCUCCGAUACAAUGUCCUUGUCAAUGGCAUCCCGGCGAACAGCGACGGCAUGUCCGAACUCCGCAUCUACAUUUGGCUCGUCUUCCUCUCCUCUCCACCUCUCAAAACCGACACCUACCUCGACCUCGUCCGCCAGGGCCCCUCCCCCGCCUACAACAAAAUCCGCAACGACACCUUCCGCACCCUCGCUACCGACCCCCUCUUUCGCCGCCGCGUCACUGAAAACAGCCUCACCCGUGUCCUCAACGCCAUCGCUUGGCGCCUCCACGAUGCGCACGAAGCGAAAGUCAACGGCUGGCAGUCGCCGCCCACCAUGUCCACCGCCGGGAGCAUCGACGGGCCGCCACGCACCUCGAUGUCCGCGCACUCUGUCUCCGGCGACACCACUGCAUCCCACGGCACGUCCACCACCAUCGGCUACGUCCAAGGCAUGAACGUCCUCGCUGCGCCCCUCCUCUAUGCUGCGCGCUCGGAAACUCAAGCCUUCGCCGCCUUCUCCACCCUCAUCUCCAACGAACUCCCCUCGUACAUCCUUCCGUCCAUGGACGGCGUGCACCGCGGGCUGCGGCUGGUCGACGAGAUCCUCAUGAUCGUGGACCCCAAGCUCGCGGCGUAUCUGCAGAGCAAGGGGAUGAGCGCGGAGAUCUACGGGUUCGCAAGCGUGUUGACCAUGUGCGCGUGCACGCCGCCAUUGCCGGAGGUGUUGGCGCUGUGGGAUUUUUUGUUCGCGUACGGGACGCAUUUGAAUCUGUUGUGUAUUGUAGCGCAACUGGUGUUGAUUCGGGAUCAGCUUAUGGAGGCGGCGAGUCCAAACCAGAUUUUAAGGUCGUUCCCUCCGUUGCAAGCGGCGAAGGUUAAGGCUAUUGCAAUUAGCUUCGUCCCGAAAAUCCCGGAGGAGCUUUACGGAAGGAUCGUCAGCCAUGCAAGGUAGUUGAAAGAGUACAUGUGUCUAAUGAGUUACGACUUGGAUGCGGCGAAUUGGAGAUUUGGAAUGUGCGAAUGAACCAUGGGGGAUGAUUGUAUGAAUAGUUAUGCCGGUCAAAAGAUGAGGUUACAUGAGAUUUACUAUUGGCUGAAUGAACAGACAGAAAGACUUUUCAACGCUUAAAUGGCUGAGAUUCAAGACCAAUACAUGAUCGAUAAAAUGUACAGCUGUGGCGUGAUAUCGUUCAUGUCGCCAACUUACU
Molecule: messenger RNA, 1255 nt
Organism: Eremomyces bilateralis CBS 781.70
Lineage: Eukaryota; Fungi; Ascomycota; Dothideomycetes; Eremomycetales; Eremomycetaceae
Product: TBC-domain-containing protein
Exons: 4
Coding region: 1-999 (332 amino acids)
Biological process (GO): negative regulation of septation initiation signaling; activation of GTPase activity
Cellular component (GO): mitotic spindle pole body
Molecular function (GO): GTPase activator activity
Source: RefSeq, a predicted model, not a curated record